AUGGACUCUUUCGCGCAAACCGAGUCCGAGUCCCUCUACACCAUUUAUCGUGGUGUAUGGACGAACUGGUCCCACGGACAAGUAUUGGGCCUCACGCUCACCCUUUCCCGACGCCAAGGCGACCUACUCAUUGCUUUUACUGCUCUCUUCGUCACCUUUGUCGGGACAAGCUUCUGGAGGAUUGCAUGCUUUGCCGUACACAGUCUGUAUUCUUCCGGGGAAGCUCGCGAUGCCCUGUACCAUCAACGACAGGCCACACUGCGCAACUCAGCCAAUGGUGCGACCGGCCUCAUCAGGUCACUGCAAAUGCUUCUCGCCUGGCGCGGUACCGCUGUCAAACCCUUCCGGCGAGUUUUGCCCGUCGUCGGCCUCGCUGUGCUCACUGUGUACGGAUUCGGCGCGGCAAGCGGUUUCUCCUCGAGGGUGUCGACGGCAAUGGGCAACGAAGUGCUGAUAUCCAGCGCGAACUGUGCAGCGCCGGUGGCAAUCUCGAACAACCUGACCGAGCAGCUGAGCAUCUACUGGCCGUACGUCACCAAGCGCAUGUCGUCGUACGCCAACUACGCGCAGCAAUGCUACAAUAGCAGCGCCAACGCCGAGCCGCAGUGCAACACAUUCGUCACCUCACAACUAAAAGCAACCAUCACACGCAACGCAUCCUGCCCUUUCAGUCCAGAGAUGUGCCGCACGCAAGAAGGCAACAUCUUCUUCGACACGGGUCUGCUCGACACGCACGCCGACCUGGGCUUCAACGCGCCGCCGGACCGCCGCUUCCUCUACCGCCGCACGACGCACUGCGCGCCCCUCGUGGCCGACGGCUACAGGAACAUUUCCAACUUCACCGCGCCGGACGACCCCAACUUCUCGACACCCUACGCAAAGUACCACUACGGGCCCCGCAACUCUGAUGUCAACGAGACGGCCACGUACAAGUACCCGCUCCUCGACCGCUUCCAAGCCGCAGACCGCAAAACGCUGAGCGCCGCCGCCGACUACAGCAUCGGCUCCGUCGAAGCCUGGACCACCUCCAACACCACCGCCCCGCACUCCUCCUUCUUCCCCCUCCCAGCCCUCCUCCCCCCCUCCCGCUCCCACCCCCCCGGCGACAUCGCCCUCCUCUUCCUCUCCGCCAACGACAUCUCCUACACCUCCCCCGUCUCCGACCCCUGGUACGCCGCCCACCAACCCGGCGGGCACUACUACAUCCCAGCCGUCGGCGCCGACGGCCUCGCGCUGCCCUCCCAGCAGCGCGCCGUGCCGCUCUACUACCGCGACGAGCCCGCGUCGGCGCUCGGCUGCGUGUCGCGCGCGCAGUGGUGCAACCCGCGACGUCAUCGUGAUGAUGAUGACGAUGAGACGACGACGCCUGGGCGCCGCUGCACGCCGCUGAGCGGGUACCUCGACGUCAACGCGGGGGUGGGCGACAUCGUUUCCGGGGAGGCGGAGCGCGACGCGCUGGAUUGGUACCGGUGGGCGGCGCUGGUGGAUGCGGAGAGCCUGGCGGCGGUGCCGGCGGCGCUGGGCGGCGGGCUGGCGGGCGGGGAGGGCUUGAAUUACGGGAUGCAGGGCCCGCUGGGGGAGGCGCAGUGGCAGAAGGAUGUCGAGAGGUGGCAUGCGGUGAGCUUGGCGGCGAUGCAGGGGCGCGUGGUGGAUACGGCGACGGGGCCCGGGGCGGGGGGAGGGGGAGCGGGGAUGGAGCGGUUCGUGGUCAGGCCGAAUACGACGGAGGCGGAGGGGUUGUGUGGGAGUCAGAAAAUACUAAGCACGGCGUAUACCAACAUCUCCCUCUUCGGCCUGGUUUUCAUCUACACGGUCGGCGGCUCCAUUAUUAUGGCUUCGUGGCUCCUCGAACCUUUUGUCGGCUGUUGGCAGAGGAAGAGAGGCAACAAUGCCAACAACUACGCCCGGAUUGAGUGGCUUGCCAACGACACGCUGCAUCUGCAGCGCUUGGCGCACGAAGAGCUGGGCCUGGGCAGCUGGAAGACCUGUGAUCGAGAGAUUCCGACGACAGAGAAAGGCGACGAUUUGCUCGGGGUGCUGGAUUUGGACGAGCCGGAGCAUCCGCGGCUGAAGGCGCCACCGUUGGGCGUGGCGGCGAGAUUGGUGGCGGCGGGGAGGUGGGACUCGGUGAGGAGAGUGAAGGAGGGGGAGGGGAAGAGAGAUGUUCCGGAAGAGAGGGUGUUGGAGAGGGAGGAUUCGAGGUCAGUGUCGAGUUGGACGGAGGCAUUCACCGAAAGGGGAGGCGUUUAG
Messenger RNA from Diplodia corticola, 2250 nucleotides. Its product is annotated as cytochrome p450 protein. The record is from RefSeq and is a predicted model, not a curated record. NCBI's taxonomy places the organism in Eukaryota, Fungi, Ascomycota, Dothideomycetes, Botryosphaeriales, Botryosphaeriaceae. The transcript is spliced from 3 exons. Bases 1 to 2250 code for a protein of 749 amino acids.